Pungitius pungitius (ninespine stickleback) is the source of this 2137-nucleotide messenger RNA. It is a transcript of the gene rab1ba, whose product is annotated as zRAB1B, member RAS oncogene family a. The record is from RefSeq and is a predicted model, not a curated record. The coding region runs from base 273 to 878 and encodes 201 amino acids. The transcript has 6 exons. NCBI's taxonomy places the organism in Eukaryota, Metazoa, Chordata, Actinopteri, Perciformes, Gasterosteidae. Gene Ontology annotation, biological process: vesicle-mediated transport. Gene Ontology annotation, molecular function: GTP binding; GTPase activity.
UCUUGAGCCGCUAGCAAGCAACGGGCACAGAAAGGCAAAAAAAAGCCUUAAGUAAAUUGCAGCUGUCUAACCGAAGGAAACCGGGAUAUGUCCGCUUGAAUGAAGGACAUAUGAGACGAUAAAGGUCGAAUACAGUGGAAUGACCAGGGGACAAUAACGGAGACGGGAUACCAGCCAGCUAAGUGCCUCGGAUACGCGGAAGUCAUCUUUUUCACCGGAGUAGGAAGGAAGAGUCGAAUCUCCCGACAGAAAAACACAUCCAGAGUGAAAACAUGAAUCCCGAAUAUGACUACCUCUUUAAGCUCCUGCUCAUCGGAGACUCUGGAGUAGGAAAGUCCUGCCUCUUGCUCCGCUUCGCUGAUGACACCUACACAGAGAGCUACAUCAGUACCAUAGGAGUGGACUUCAAGAUCCGCACCAUCGAGCUUGACGGCAAGACCAUCAAACUGCAGAUUUGGGACACCGCCGGUCAGGAGAGGUUUCGCACCAUCACCUCCAGUUACUACCGCGGAGCCCACGGCAUCAUAGUGGUUUAUGACGUGACGGAUCAGGAGUCCUAUAACAAUGUCAAGCAGUGGCUUCAGGAAAUCGACCGCUACGCCAGUGAAAAUGUCAACAAGCUGCUGGUGGGAAACAAGUGUGACCUGACCACUAAGAAAGUAGUGGACUACACAACAGCCAAGGAGUUUGCCGACUCCUUGGCCAUCCCCUUCCUGGAGACCAGCGCCAAGAACGCCACCAACGUGGAGCAGGCCUUCAUGACCAUGGCCGCGGAGAUCAAGAAGCGCAUGGGCCCCGGGGCCACGGCCGGCGGAGACAAGCCCAACUUGAAGAUCGAUAGCACCCCUGUCCGGCAGUCCGGGGGGGGCUGCUGUUAAGAGACCCCCCUCAGCCCCCUCAACAACACCCUCCGCCACCAUCUUCACUGAAUACUCCCAUUCUGUGUUCCCUCCCAUAAUCUCUGCCACUCCCUCGUCAAAACACCCCCCCCCCCCCCCCCUUCUAUCGGCAGAUCCAGGGAGGGUUGGCCCAACAGAGGACACUGUUUAAGUGUUCAGUUCAGGAAACGGAUUGUUCAUUUCAGGCAACCAUCAAACAACCAGGAGAGGAAAGCUGUGAGGGAGGGACAGACGCCGAGACCACCUUUACUUCCUGCCAAGAGGACAGAAAGAGAACCGAAACAGGGGAUUGAAUUGGUAAUUAUUUAGGUUAGAAUGGAGGCAGUGGAAGAUAUAUAUACAUAUUUCCAUACAAUGAGCUUAUUUCCCUAUAAACACACACACAGACACACACUGUAUUAAGGAGGCACAGGUUAAAAAAAUAUUCAAACUGGAAUUAUUACCCUACACACACACACACACAGAGGAAUGUUGGCAGUGUGCUCAAGUCCAAUAAGGUAGGAAGUGUUGCUUGUCAGUGACGGAUCAUCUCUAUUUACUAAAGAGGAUCCGUUGGGUGAGCCUCCUCAGCCUCCUCAGCCUCCUCACUCUCUUCAGGUUCAGACGGGACGCAGUGGGGCUUUUUUUAUGAUGUCAUUGUCAUCCAGGUGAAUCUGAGCCACACACCUGUUCUCCUGCUCUUUCUGCGGGUUAAUGAAAUAAAAGCAUCAAUCCCCCUGCGUGGCUAGUUAGCGAGUUAGCAAGGCAGCUAGAAUUUAGCUCACACUAUUCAAGAGCAAACUCUUUGUGGGGAACGUUCCCUUUAAAGCAUGUGACGAAGCUAAAACGAUAGCCUGACAUAAUAUUUGACUCUUCGGCUCUCUGUUCCCUCCAAAGUCACUAAAGCCGAAUUACCCAGAAGCUUCGGGAGGUUUACUCUGGGGCAAUGCUUCUGAAAUAAUUGCUUUAGUAAAACGUUUUGGUCUCUGAACCUGUAAUGAGAUCCCAUACAGGAGCAAAUACAGGCUAUAGCUAUGGCUGAGGUGAGGGGGCAAGGAGGGGACUGACCGCUGCAAUACACACUGCUAGUUGUUCUGUUUUGUAGUUUUCAUUUCAUCUAUAAGAGAAAGCAAUGUGACAAAAUGCUGUAACAUUUAGCAAAGCCCCUUCCUGGAAUGACACUACAUAUUACGAUCCAGGGGCCGUUGGCGCUGCAUACAGGUGAGGAAAAGUCAGAGGAGGGAGGGUGGGGGGGGGGG